Molecule: messenger RNA, 1502 nt
Organism: Sardina pilchardus (European sardine)
Lineage: Eukaryota; Metazoa; Chordata; Actinopteri; Clupeiformes; Clupeidae
Product: phospholipase A and acyltransferase 4-like
Exons: 5
Coding region: 32-511 (159 amino acids)
Biological process (GO): N-acylphosphatidylethanolamine metabolic process
Cellular component (GO): cytoplasm
Molecular function (GO): glycerophospholipid phospholipase A1 activity; A2-type glycerophospholipase activity
Source: RefSeq, a predicted model, not a curated record
CACACAGGUGAUCUGGGCUUUUUUUGGAGCAAUGGGCUGCUGUUUGAGCUGCAUCUACCGGGACCCGGUGCCGGGGGACAUGGUGGAGAUCAUAGAGACGCUGUACAGCCACUGGACCGUCUACGUGGGAGACGGAUACGUGGUGCACUUCACAGUCCCAGGUCCGGCCAGGCCGAUCUCCAAAGGUCGCAUCUCUCGCAGUAAGCUGGCGGGGAUGGUGGUGGGGUGCUCCUAUCGCGUCAAUAACUACCUGGACGACAGGUACGAGCCGCGGCCUGCGGACGUGAUCGUGAGCGAGGCCAACGCCUGGGUGGGCAAGCCGCUGGACUACAACCUGCUGCUGGAGAACUGCGAACACUUCGCCACCUACCUGCGCUACGGACACGCAGAGUCCAGACAGGUGAAACAAGGACUGUGUGUGUGUGCCUCCUGUACGGUGGCCUGGGUAGAGAUCAUCAAAUGGUUCAAGAGAAAACACCCGAAAAACAAGCCAGCACUAGAGGUGGUGUGAGAAGAGGGUGCGCACACCCAACACACACACACACACACACACACACACACACACAAGCAUAUAAGCACACGCAUAUACACACACACAAGCAUAUAAUACGCAUACACACACACACACACACACACACACACACACACACACAUUCAAGAUUUUUCCAUUUUGUUUUUUUUAUACUCUACUUAUAAAACACACAUUUAAUAUUUAAUGUUUUUGUAUAGUCCUAAAAACUCCCACAUUGAAGCUUGUGAGACUGUUCUACUCUGUGUUGUUGUGCUGAUCCUACUAACAAGGCACGCAACUUGUCAUUGUUAUUGUAUGAUAGCGCUGAAUACAGUGUUCUCAAUGGAGACUCCGAGCCCCUGAGAAGACUAGAGCGAUCCGUUUGAUCCAAACACACACGUCUCUCCCACAGUCUCCCGCUGAGACGAGGCAUUCUGGAAUGUUCAGGGUGUAGUAUAUCAUCUUUAGUUUUCACCUUUAACUGUGAGUGGACCUUAUCCGGUCUCUGUAAACAGCACACACACACACACACACACACACACACACACACACACACACACACACACACAGGCCGCCUGAGCCAUGAACUGUUCCAGCCAAUCAACACGCUUCACUGCCUCAGGAGCACAGGACAGGAGAGCCAAUCAAUACGCCACACUGCCUCAGAAGCACAGGAGAGGGGCGUCGUCACCAGGCUGUCACUCCAACUCCAUACUAGGCCUGGUCCAAUCACAUUCCUUUUCUCCUCUCCAUAAGAUUUCCAUCUCCCAGGAUAACAGAAAUACACAUUUAGAACAUACAAUAAAUAUGCAAUAAUGCUUUUCCACUUUUUUGUACUUUUACAAACAUUUUAUUUAGUUUACAAAUAAUACUGGGUCUUCAACACAACAGAAAUGUUAUUUCCAAAAACAUCUUGAACAUGAAAAACAUUUUCCAACAUGGUCUUUUUUUAUUUUUUUAAAUAAAAUAUAUAUAUUUUCCAUCAUAUAUA